Messenger RNA from Chrysemys picta bellii (western painted turtle), 1509 nucleotides. RefSeq names its product F-box and leucine rich repeat protein 22 (gene FBXL22). Gene Ontology annotation, cellular component: SCF ubiquitin ligase complex. Gene Ontology annotation, biological process: SCF-dependent proteasomal ubiquitin-dependent protein catabolic process. The record is from RefSeq and is a predicted model, not a curated record. NCBI's taxonomy places the organism in Eukaryota, Metazoa, Chordata, Testudines, Emydidae. Gene Ontology annotation, molecular function: protein binding.
UGGUGAUUCUGAGGCUGGUCAGGCCCCUCCAGUAUUGCUGUUAGUCCACCCUGCCAGAAUAUACGAUCCUCUUUCCUAAGAGCACGGCUCUGCACUGGGUAUGCAUAUAACCCAGCUUAAUCGGGAAUGCCUUUUGCACCUAUUUUCUUUCCUGGACAAAAACAGUAGAAAGAGUUUAGCCAAGACAUGUCACAAAUUGCUAGAAGUGUUUCAGGAUCCUUUUCUGUGGCCUGUACUGAAUUUCCAUUCUCCUGUGGAACUAAAGAAGGAUAAUUUUCUCUUGGGACCAGCUUUAAGGUACCUGUCCAUCUGCUGGCAUUCAAGCAGAGUCAAGGUGUGUAACAUUGAGGACUGGAUGAAAAACACAUUCCAGAAAGACAUCUGUCGUAAGCAUGAAAAUGCUGUCAAUGAUUUUUUAAUACAAGUUUGCAACAGGUGCCCAAACUUGCUGUCCCUGACCCUUUCUGGAUGUGGCCAUGUCACAGAUGAUUACCUGUUGUUGCUUCUCAAGAGCUGCCCAAACCUCAAGAUACUUAAACUGGAAAACUGUGUGCGGAUCACUGACCGGACUCUGGAAGCUGUGACCCUCUAUGGGACCUCUUUACAAACCCUCCAUGUGGAUUUCUGCCGGAACAUAACUCAGUCUGGUCUGGAGACAGUCCAGGAAAAAUGUCCUUCAGUAAUGCUGAAAGCAGAGAGAAGUGCAGACAUGAUUCCAGACCACGACCCAGGGGAAAAAUUAAUGCUUGAAAGAGCAGUGAGAAAACUGGUACUGCACUAAGAGGGACCGAUUCCAGAAAUUCACUAUAUGUGAAGAGAGACUGACGUUUUGAGGUUCCACCCACUUUGUAAUUAAGCCUAUCUAUAUGCAUAUUGGCUUUGUUUAUAAAAUAAUAUUUUAUAAAUUUCACAAAUACUCCCAUUUCACCUGGGUAAGGAGUUUACCUUGAUGGUGAUUGUCUGAUAUCACUGGUCCUUCAUACUGGAAAAUUCCCUGUGCUGGCACAAAGGAGAUGGUAAAUCUUGACUAGCUGAUAAUGAUCCUGCUGAGAGUCUUCCUCAUUGUGGGGAAGCCUGUGGUAUAUUUUGCUUGGCUAACAUGUAUGCUGAUGUAUCCAAGUCUCAGGGCCCAAGGGGAUGGAUAACAAACUUUUUAUUUCUAAGGAAAUAUCAUGAAUGUGCCAGUUCUCUCAGAGAAGGAUCAUGAAUUCGAAGUAGGUAACUAGCCUCUCUCUGUCACAUGUUCACUUUUUCUGCUAAGGCAGAUCUCACUCCUGACAAAUGUCACUAUACUUUACACGUGAUCAGUUAGUGUACUUUAUUUAAACCAUAAGUGCUAUGAAAAUGUGCAAACCAAGCUUUUACCAUAUUUACAUAAUGUACACUGACAAUUUACGCUUCACUUUACAUUACUGUAAAUAGUAAUGUAAGUUUAACAUUAACACAAGCUUGUUUACAUGACUGUCGGAACCGAUUUACAAAAGUGCCCUUAAACUCUUUCGAAAGCCU